UCGCUACAAGGAUAUGCUGGCUGAUCCUCGCGUCGACGAUGGAUCCCUGCAGGUUCCUGUUGACACCGCCUUGCAAGACUGUCGCGACGGGCAACAAAGACCUUGCAAUAUUCACGACAUCAAGCUUGCUAGGCAGCAAACGAGCGGAUUGCUGAUUUGUUGCAGAAUAACGCCAGCCGUGAGGCUGUCUGGGGCAAUGUCUGACCCUCGAUGUGUACAAGCAUCAUUUUAGACGACGCGCUUCUUGUGUUUGCGACGUCUGAAUGACCAACAAACAACACACUCACCACACUUACAGAUCGCAGAAUCUUUUAGCAGAGCAAUGGUGAACACGGAUGACCUGAUUCGCGGCUUUGGAAGCCUUGGACUCUCAGCACAGCAGUCCUUCAAUGGCGCUGCAACAGACGGCGACCAUACACAGCCAUUCGCAACAUAUCCGAGACGACAUCCGCAUCACGAAAUAACAUAUGACUUUCCAGCUCUCGACCUCCUCCAAGAUGCCGCCAGCCAAGCCCUUCUCCCAGAGCCUGCAAAUAUCGACUUCCGAACCCAACCAGAUACGUCGAAGCACCACCUGAACCAAUUCCCUUCACAGUAUUGCCUUGCGAUGGAUCCAAAUGCAGUACAAGAUGAUCUCUCGGCUGCGGGAACCAGCGACCGUGCUGCCGCAUUCCUCGCGGUAUUAGACGCUUUAACAGCAUACGAAGGCCACUCGACUCUUUCCAUUGCGACGUACUCACAAAACGGGAAACUGCAAUAUGUGGUGCGCCUGCAAUGCAAUCUUAAUGGCAAACAAAACUGUUACGACGAGGGAUUCGACGAAGAAGAAUUCGCAGUUCUGCUAUCUGCUCGGCGACCUUGGAUUGAGCUUCUUGGAGACAUCAUUUAUCGAGCUAGCGCACAAUCAUAUAUUGCAGCGGAGAUCAGUAUGCUGGCUCAAGAUGUUCGGUUGUACACACACGAUGCGAAUCGAUGGCGACAUCGAUGGGGCUCUGGGAGGAAAGACACUGCCAGUAUUCGAUUGAUGAUGAGAGACCGUGAGAUCCACGUGCAUCAGGACGAUGAAAGUGGAUAUGUGCUCAAUCUGGCAUGUGGUCAUUCUGUUCGUACCACUGCGGACGAAUUACAGACUCUGCAGGAUGACUGUCGAACACGCUUGCGGUGUGCAGAUUGUGACGACCAGGCUGCUUGGGAGAGCCUCGACGGAGAAGUCGAGCAGUUCGAGGCCGCAACUGUGAGCACACGAGCGCUACUCGGGAUCCUGAUUGCCACAUCUCGAAGCUUUGAACUUUCAGAGGUUAUUGUUCCGACCAUCAUGCAGCAUGCUCAUUGCGAAGAGACUUUCACAGCUCUGGAGAUCAUUUGCGCUUGGCUGGCGAAGCAGGAGGACAUGAUUGCGAUUGUGCCUGGAACGCUAAAAGCGGGCUUGGAAAAGGUGUGUCUGGAUGGACUGAGGAAGGACUGCAAUCUGCCACAGGCGGCGACAGUGCCAACACCACCGGGCUGGACAGAGUUCCUGCAUUUAUGGCUCAGUCGUGCUAUCAACUUCUUGAUAUACAGGCGUUGCUCUUGCGGUGACACCGAGCGACACUCCGGCGUGCAUUGGCACCAUGACGACAAUUUGAUAUGGUGGAACGACCCGAGACAAACCCACGCCGUCGACUCGUACGAUUCCGGACAGGAAGAAGGUGUCUCAGAUAUGAUCAUGAGCUAG
Molecule: messenger RNA, 1714 nt
Organism: Cercospora beticola
Lineage: Eukaryota; Fungi; Ascomycota; Dothideomycetes; Mycosphaerellales; Mycosphaerellaceae
Source: RefSeq, a predicted model, not a curated record